Molecule: messenger RNA, 2999 nt
Organism: Drosophila ficusphila
Lineage: Eukaryota; Metazoa; Arthropoda; Insecta; Diptera; Drosophilidae
Gene: Dmtn
Product: transmembrane and coiled-coil domains protein 2
Exons: 10
Coding region: 961-2868 (635 amino acids)
Cellular component (GO): endomembrane system
Source: RefSeq, a predicted model, not a curated record
AUUCGAACCAGAAUCGGGACUUCCUAACGCUGCAGCCCCUGCGUCCCUCCCGCGGUUCCAGCUCCAAUCUCCGUGCCAGUCGCUCGCCCUCAGCCAGUCGAAGCACCGAGCAAACUUUGUAACCGUUGAAUGUUAGCCUGCCUAACUUGCCACACUUGCAAUUCAGACCAAACCAAUCAGAAUCAUUGAUAAAUCGAAAUAAACGCGAAUUUAAACGCUAUUAAACCGCCUGCCACUGCUUCUUCUUUUCCCUGUUCUCUCUCUGUCUCUGUUUUUCCUGUUUGUCUAUCUUUUUCUACGGCUCACGCACCUGCCUGUCCAGCUGUCAAUCAAAAAAGCGAAAUAACUCUUUCCGAAAAUUUAUUCAUCGCACAUUCAGCACACAAACUGCACUAUAAAUCAGCGCCAGUGUGCAUACAACACAUUUUCAAGAUCCUAAAAACGAAUCCAUUGUGAAACGCUGAAAGUAUAAAAAAAAUAGUAAAUUAUUUUUAAAAACCAAAAGUGCUUAAAAGAAAAAAGAGAAAGUGCAUUGUAUACAAAAUUACAGUUUUCAAAGUAAAAGUUUAACAAAGCUUAAAGAACAUUUCAAUGCAAAAAAUAUAUUAUUCUUCCAAUUUGUUUAUUUGGAUCUGUUUGUAUAGCAACUUAUGACAAUAAAAACAAAUCAAAUCGAUUCACGAAUUUGAGUAAUCUGAAGAGUUUAAACAAAAUAACUUGUAAACAAAAUAUUUAAGCAAUGAGCUGUGUUUAACAGCACAGGAUUCUAUUCAAAAUAAAAUUGUGAUCUUAAAAAAAUCCAUAAACUGAAAAACAAAAGGCUAAGAGAUAACUCAUUCCAUCACCACACAAAUCACACAAAAAGCUAAGCUUUUUUCGAACUGACAAAUACGCGACUAACCCAAACAACAAAGAAAAAACGCAGAUAGACUUUUAAAGUAACACAAGUCGUACCUUUCUAUGCGCCACAAUUCGCCAGUGUCCCGGGAGCGAGCCAGCGAGGCAGCGGCAGCCACUCAGACAGCAGCGGCGACUGCGGGCGGAGCGAGUGCCACGAGUGCCGCAGGAGGAUCAGGAACGGGAACCGGACCCGUGGCAGCGACCACAACAACGGCGGCCGGGGGGGCGACUUCCGGAUCGGGGGCAGCCUCGGCGAACACGAACAGCAAUUCCUCGGCCUCAUCCAGCACAGUGGCAGCUGCACAGGCGGCUGUCUACAGCGGCGGCAACACGGUGACCGGCAGCUUGGUCAGCGGCGGGGUGGCGGCCCGAGGCUUCCGCAGCCACAGCCCCACCCACAGGAGGCGGAGUCGCGAACGCCAGCGACGCACCCAUGGCUCCGACCAGGGCGGACUGCUGGCCUACAGCGGUCUCGUCGGCGUCAACGACAUGACGGACUUCCUCGGCCCCCAACAAAGCAGUGGAGGAGGUGGCGGGGGAAGCGCCGGCACUGGCAGCGGUCUGGAGGACUCCCGGCUGUCCGGCAACGAGGACUACUACUCCUCCUUCGUCUCGGACGAGUUCGACAGCAGCAAGAAGGUCCAUCGCCGCUGCCACGAGCGCAGCUCCAGCGUCCAGGCCAUCGACCGGUUGAACACGAAGAUCCAGUGCACCAAGGAGUCCAUCCGCCAGGAGCAAACUGCCAGGGAUGAUAAUGUGAACGAGUAUCUUAAGUUGGCAGCCAGCGCGGAUAAACAGCAGCUGCAGCGUAUCAAGGCUGUUUUUGAGAAAAAGAACCAGAAGAGCGCACACAGCAUCUCGCAGCUGCAGAAGAAGCUGGACAACUACACAAAGCGGGCCAAGGACCUGCAGAAUCACCAGUUCCAGACGAAGAGCCAGCACCGCCAGCCGCGCGAAGUGUUGCGCGAUGUGGGCCAGGGACUCCGAAAUGUCGGAGGCAACAUCCGCGAUGGCAUCACCGGCUUCUCCGGAUCCGUGAUGUCCAAGCCGCGGGAGUUCGCGCACCUGAUCAAGAACAAGUUUGGCAGCGCCGACAACAUCAACCAGAUGAGCGAAGCCGAGCUGCAGGGCAUGCAGUCCGCAAACGCAGAUGUUCUGGCGGGCAGUGAGCGACUGCAGCAAGUGCCCGGUGCCGGAACCUCAACGGGAUCGGGAGGCGGUGGUCAGAACAACAACACUGGCGGAGCGGGCAGCGGUACCGGAAAAUUCAACAGUGACAACGGCAGCGAAUGCAGCAGCGUGACCAGCGAAAGUAUACCUGGGGGGUCUGGCAAGAGCCAGUCGGGUGCCAGCCAAUACCACAUAGUGCUCAAGACAUUGCUAACAGAGCUCGCCGAGCGAAAGGCCGAGAACGAGAAGCUCAAGGAGCGCAUCGAACGGCUGGAGACGGGCCAAAAGGAAUUCAACAAUCUGACCGCCACACUCGAAAGUGAACGCUAUCGUGCCGAGGGACUCGAGGAGCAAAUCAAUGACUUGACGGAAUUACAUCAGAAUGAAAUUGAGAAUCUGAAGCAAACGAUUGCCGACAUGGAGGAGAAAGUACAAUACCAAAGCGAUGAAAGACUACGUGACGUCAACGAAGUGCUCGAGAACUGUCAAACGAGGAUAUCGAAAAUGGAGCACAUGUCGCAGCAACAAUAUGUCACCGUCGAGGGCAUUGAUAAUUCCAAUGCACGGGCCUUGGUUGUGAAACUCAUCAAUGUGGUAUUAACGAUAUUGCAAGUGGUACUUCUGCUUGUGGCCACCGCCGCAGGCAUAAUAAUGCCUUUUCUCAAAACGAGGGUCCGCGUUCUUACCACAUUUUUGUCAAUUUGCUUCGUCAUAUUUGUGAUACGACAGUGGCCGGACGUUCAGGAUAUUGGAUCCGGCCUGGUACGGCAUCUCAAGCAAUCGCUGGUGGUCAAGUGAACUCGGUCGGGCUGGUGGCCACCAUCUCAUCUUUGAGUAGUUCAUACGUUCUUUAGUUAGCCUAAGUUCUAAAGCGCAUAUUUUGUAUAUAGCUUAUAAAUAACGAUUAUACCAAUUAUUUUUAACUGAAA